UCCCGUGCGGUGUCAUUCCUGAACACGCAGUCAGGUGUCGCGUGUCUUUUGCGUUACCGGCGACGUCCAUGAUUUUCCCACGUCCACGUAGCGUUGGUUUUUUUAUCUCCCAUUUUAUCACCGGGAGAGCUGAGCUGCUGGAUGAAAUGUUUUGAGAGAAAACUGACGUCGUGUAGGCGUGGUGUGUGCCAGCGUGCAGAGAGAAGCCCACCGCAGAACCGUUAAUCCAGUCCGGACACCACGUUUUAGUGGAAUUUAGCCUACAUUUGGCCAAACUUUACCAUCCGCUGCUAUUUAUAAAGGGAUUCAUUCAUAGCAGACUAUUUGAGAGGAUAAGUUUGUAACUCGCCUGCUCGAUGGAAAAAAGAGAACGCCCAGCACAGCAUCUCAAAUCGAGGUGAGAGUGCGCUUUAUAAACCGACGCCGAGGCACCGCUGCCAUAGUGAAUGAGAACCAGCAACGUUUAACCAGACCGACAAGAAUACCUCUCACUUGAUGACUGACACCAUUUAAGACAGACGGGGAUCUUCAGCCAGUGAUGUAGACAAGGAUGAUGAAGUUACAUAGGGAAGGCUGUGUGGGGAGGAAGAGCAUCGCCUGAUUCUCCUCCACUUCCUCAUCCCCUCUGAGUCGUGUCCUCUGAUUGGGUGGGCGGAGCACAAUGUCAUCGACCACACCCACCUCAGCCCCGCCUUCCAAGAAGACGCGUGGGAAGGAGAGGACUGAGGUCAUGGGCGACUUGCCGCAGACAGCCAAUGAGGAGCUGAGGAGCAAGCUGAUGGAUUUCCAGAUAGAACUGCAGCAGGAGAAGGGCAAGGUCUCUAAGCUGAGAGAGCGUCUCCAGGAGCAGAGGCAAGCCAGGGAGCUGGAACAACACAAACACACAGUGGUCCUCACCGACCUCCGCGCCAAACUGCACGAGGAGAAGCUCCGCGAGCUGGCUUCCGCUCGCGAGUCGUUGGCACGGCAACACGAGUUGGAGCUAUCACGUACCAUUAAGAUCCGCGACGGGGAGGUGCAGCGGCUCCAGGGGCUGGUCCAUGCGCUAAGGGACGGGGCGGCUGACAAGCUGAAGAGCGCCCUGCUAGGAGAGGCCCGGGAGGAGGCCAGGAGGGCCUUCGAUGGGGAGAGACUCAAACUGCAGCAGGAGGUCAUGAAGCAGGAGACGGCACGGAAGCAGGUUGAGGAGGCUCUGGCUAACGCACUGCAGGCAGACAAGGCCAAAGCAGCCGACCUCCGAACAGCCUACCAGCAGCACCAGGAUGAGAUCAACCGCAUCAAGAGAGACUGCGAGAGAGACAUCCGAAGGGUGAUGGAUGAGCUGAAGGGGAAGGACCGCGUGGUGUCUGCGUUGGAGAGGGAGCUGGGGUUGCAGGCAGGUUAUGCUCAGAAGCUCCAGCUGCAGAAGGAGGCUCUGGACGAGCAGCUGGGCCAAGUCAGGGAGGCAGAGAGGCACCACGGCAGUCCCAAGAGAGAGGUGGUCCCUACCCUGGGGGAAACCCAGGACUAUGUCAACACCCAGGAGGUGGAAGAUCUUCGAGAUGCGAGGAGGUUCCAGCUGAAGAUAGCUGAGCUCCACUCUGUUACCAGGAAGCUGGAGGACAGGAACGCACUGCUGGCAGAUGAGAGGAACGAACUGUUGAAGAGGGUGCGUGAGGCAGAGAGUCAGAUGAAGCCCCUGUUAGAUAAGUAUAAGAGGAUGUCGAAGAAGAAUGAUGACCUCCUGCAGACUUUGCAGCGCAUGGAGGAGAAACUCAAGAACCUCAGCAGAGAGAACGCAGAGAUGAAGGAGAAGGUGCACUCUCGUUCCCAGCAGCCCCAGCAGCUGAAGAGGCCUACCUCCCUGACAGACCUAAGCCACGCCCACGAGGAACAGGAAGUGGAGUUCCUCAAGCUGCAGGUUGCCGAGCAACGAGGCAUCAUCGACGAACUCACGCAGGAACGUGACAGACUGAUGCUCUGCAAAAAUAACCGAAGAAAAACCCUCAAACUACCACCUAAAAGGCAUGUUGUGGAGACGUAUUUUGGAUUUGACGAGGAGUCUGUGGACUCUGAAACGUCCUCUCUGACCUCUUACAUCACUGACCUCACGGACCGUACCCCCGCUACACCCGAGGAGGACCUGGAAGACGGUGUAUCUCGUGAAGAGGCAGAACUGAGGUUCAGACAGCUGACCAGAGAGUACCAGGCUCUCCAGCGGGCCUACGCCCUCCUGCAGGAACAGGCUGGGGGGUCGCACGACGCUGAGAGAGAAGCCAGGAACCGUGAGCAGUUGCAGGCAGAUCUAAUAGGCUGCAAGGCAAAGAUUGGCGACCUGGAGAAGGCAUUAGCCGAGAGGGGGCAGGACUCUAAGUGGGUGGAGGAGAAGCAGUACCUCAUCAGGGCCAAUCAGGAACUCCACGACAAGAUGAGUGUGUUACAGCAGGCUGAGUCGAAGCUGCAGGCAGAGGUGCAGGACUCGAGGGACCAGAAUGAGCUGCUGGAAUUCAGAGUGCUAGAGCUGGAAGAGAGGGAACGCAGGUCUCCUGCCAUGGGCUUCCACAUGACCACCUUCCCAGAGAACACCAACAGCGCUCUGCAGAUAUACUGUCAUCAGGAGGGCAUCAAGGAUGUGGUUAUUCCAGAUCUGAUGAAGAAGCUGGAUAUCCUGGGAGAUAAUGGGAACUUGCGUAACGAGGAGCAGGUUGUCGUCAUUCAGGCGAGGACGGUUCUCUCAAUGUGUGAGAAGUGGUUAAAGCAGAUAGACAGCACAGAGGCAGCCCUGACCCAGAAGAUGAUUGACCUGGAGAAUGAGAAGGACCUGUUCAGUAAGCAGAAGGGCUUCCUGGAGGAGGAGCUGGACUACAGGAAGCAGGCCCUGGAUCAGGCCUACAUGAGGAUCGCGGAGCUGGAGGCUACGCUGUAUAACGCUCUGCAGCAGGAGCCCGGGGGGCGUGCGGUGGCAGAGUCUCUGUCCGACAGGCAGAGGGAGGAGCUGGGGCUAGCCGUGGACAAACUGCGGAGGCAGAUACUCAGGCAGAGCCGCCAGUAUGACAGUCAGAUCUUACAGGAGCGCAUGGAGCUCCUACAGCAGGCCCAGCAGAGAAUAAGGCAGUUGGAAGACAUGAUUGAGAUGCAAAAGAGACAAGUAAAGGAAAUAGAAGAAAAGUUUUUGUUCCUCUUCUUGUUUUUCUCUCUAGCUUUUAUUCUUUGGCCUUAAUGACACUGACAUGGACCGACAACAGGUGCUAAGGCGCUCAGGUGGAGAGUGAGGAAGAGAAACACAACAUAUUUUUUUUUUUUUUUUCAUGCAUUUAUAGAUGGUUCACAAACCUUAUGGCCUUUUUGAUACACGUGCACUUUUGUGGAAAACACUUACCUGGAAUGCAAAACAAAACCAUGACUUUGAAAAGUGAACAAAUAUCAGAGACAUGUAAAAGAGGUAUAUCAGAGAUUUUUUUUUUAAUAACGGAAAUGUCCCCUACCAUUUUUGGAAGUGGAACAUUUAGCCAAACUCUAAUGUGAGUUCUAAAAAGCAAGAACAUUGUAACUGGAACUCUGAAGCAGGUCAAUAAAGGAACAGAGAAACUGAGAUGGAGACAGUGCCUCAGAUGGAUUUAGAGCCAGACAACGAAAGAGUGCAAUCGUAGAGGAGGAAGGAGAAAGAGUUGAUUCAAAAAAGCAGGACGAUUUCCAAACAGACGAGCCAAGUCCUGGGCAUUCCCAGAAAGCUCAGUGCAGGAGGGUCUCCAUGGAAACAGCUGGCGAAACGGCUGUCAUGGCCAAAGUUCAAUGAGCAAGAAGUGAAAGCUCUGUACUCCGGAGUAGAGCGAUACCAGAGGACUAUGGGGACAGAAUGUGUCACCGGUCUGUGAAACACAAAGAAUCCUCAAUUGCUGUGUUGUGCAGUUCUGUGCAGCUGGCACCCCAGACCUCCAGGUUUUGACCCAUAGAGUGAACCUUCUAGAGCACAGCCUGAGAGACAACGUCAGCUCCUUUACUGAGUCUGAGAGCUUGCUGCACAACAGAGAGUUGGAGGUGCCAGAGCAGAGCCUGCUACAGAAGGUGGAGGACCUCACAGCACACUCAGUCCUCCACUGUCCCAGCAUGCAGCGACGCCAGAGGCUGGACGAGCGGCUCCACGCACUCAGGGAGGAGGUGCGCUUCAUGGUGAGUAGAGACUGUACUGAGCUUUACAUUAGCUUCAAUGAGGCUUAUAGAGUGAGAAGUACUCAAAUGUACAUGUCCUGUAAGCUGUACUGUAAAUUGUAGUAUAAGCCUGUAAUUAUUGUGUAAGUGUAAUUAUUGUGUAAGUGUAUUGUGAGUGUGGUUUAAAUCUAUCAUUUCUCAGGUGUAGUGCUCUUGUGACUGUAGUCUCCCUCUCUGUUGCAUUAUAUGAGAUGUGUAUGACAUUACUCAGAUGUGAGGAGUAACUGUGUCAUAGUUCUAUCAUGACCGGUCCUUCCCAGUACCAGGAGAAGGAGCAUAGGAAUCGUGUGUGUGGAGGGAGAGGCUACAGUGCUGCCAGGCCCAGCUCCGGGCUAAAGAGGAGGAGAUGGGUUGCCAGCCUCAGUACUUUGAGCACUUUAAGAGCCAGCUGCAGCUCAAGUUCGGCCUGGCCAGAGACGAGGAGCAGGGCCUGCAGACCAGAGUCCACCAGCUGGAGAGACAUGUUCUGGAGAUGUUUGUAUCUUCAUCCACCAACAUAGCCACUGUAAACGCAGCUAGCGUCAACUACCCUGUCAUGGUGCCAACGGUACACAGAGUCCCAAAGACUGGCCCACCCAAGGGAGGAAAGAGAGGAGGAGGAUGGGGAGGGUGAGGAGGAAAAUACACAGUGGAGACGCUACGGACAGCACCUCCAGCAGAAGCAGGGAGAGGAUGAAAUAGAAAUAGAGGAAGAAAGAGAGGGGGGAGAGAGAGAGAGAGAGAGCGUGAGGGAGAGGGGGGUGAGGACAGACGGAGAGGCUUCAUCCUCAGCCUCCAGGAGGACCUCAGGGGGCUGUUGGAGAAUGAGGAGCAGGGGCUGGAGGAGCAGAGGGGGCUGUUGGAACAGCUGCAGGAUGCGCAGCAGAAUGGCCACUUCCUGUCGUGUAAGGUGGAGGAAAUGAGGACGGUGGUCCACAGGCUCAAGCUGAAUGAGAGCUCCAUGAUGGAGGAGGUGGAGGAACUGCAAGAGGAGAACCAGAGACUGUAAGAGGCUCAGCCACACCCUGAGACAGAUCAACCACAGCCCGGACUCUACUGACCCCCGUCUCUACCCCCAGCCCUAGCUCUGGUGCCAGCCCAGGGACUCCAGCCCCAGCCUGGCUACCGCCCUGCCAAACACCCCUGCCAUGGCUCAACCAGUCCCCUGCCACAUGGACAACACUGACCCGGUGAGUGAUGACAUUGAAGCUAAUGUGGAGUUGACUCUUAAUCAGUAGUAGAUCUUAAGUCUAAAUUGUUGAAGAGUUCGGCCUCAAGAAUGUAAAUGAGUACAAUUACAAGCAAAUUGUACAAUGGAUUAUAAUGUGGGAUUGUCAUGGGUUUAGCUGCACAGUGGAAUGUUGAUCUGAUUAACUACAGAGGAACUAAAGAGUGUGGCUGGCUUGUGUGUUUGAGACUGGGAGCCUAGGGGACUGGUGUCUUGGUCCUAGGGGCUUCCCCUCUCUCAACCUGAGAGAGGAGACUGAAGCACUGAGAGAGGCUUACUGGAGCAUGGGGGCGACGUGGACUCACUCCGGGACCACAGCUGGAGAGCACGCUCUGACACACACAGGACCAGCUGCACAGGGUGACCGAGGAGAACGCCCGUCUGAAAUGUAAACUCAGGGAGAAAUGGGGGGCCUGUGAGGCGGAGUGGGGGUGCUAGCUAGGAGGGAAAAGCAUGACAGGAAAUGCCCAGGAAAACAGGGUGCCAAUUCAUAACCUAAUUCCCCAGGUUAGCAGAAAGCUUACCACAACUCCAACCCAGAAUAAUACUACCCUAGUCUUAGCCGAUAAUGACCUAACCCUGUAUGCCUUAGCCCUGGAUGACCUAGCUCUAGCUUUGAACCAGGAGAACCAAGGCAUAGGGCAGGCGUAUCAAGGAGCUCCUGCACCACAUAGAGAGCCGGGAUAGUAAGGUUAGUGAGAGGAAGCUAGAGAGGGAGAGCUGGAGCAGGAGAACCAGGAGCAGGGAGGUCUUAUAACCGAGCUAACCAGGAAGACCAAGGAGGACCUCAACACUAUCAUGGAGCUGCAGCAGAGACUGACUGAGAGCGGUCAGCUUGGUCUACAACAGGGUGACCAUGGUUUGACCACUGAGUCAGAGUGUGGUCAAAAGGGUGAGCAUGCGGUCGGGUCAGUGUUCGCUCAACAGGGUCAACCCCCGGUAGGGUUCGUGACCAGUCUACAAGGUGAUCACACGCCAGGGUCGGUGAAUAGUGGUGAACUACAGGUUGACCACACGACCGAGUCAGUUAGGGAUCAAAAGGACAGCCAUUUGACCACAGAGUUAGUAUCCAUGCUGAGAGAGGAGAGGGGCGAGCUAAUUGGGUCUCAGUGAUCUCAAAGGGGAAAGGGAACAGGUUUCCCCUCUCACUCAGGUGUCAGACAGGGAAACACCAGCUAACGCGCUCCGUGUGGGUCCUGGAAGAAGAACGCGACCGGGUCAAUCAGGAACUCUGCGGUUUAAAAGAAGAGCAAGUACAGUUUACCAGGUCUGAAAGAUAAGAGACAAGGUGGUAUGGUCAAUGUGUGGUUUAAAAGAGGAGAGUGACCAGCUAGUUCCGUCAAGGUCUGGACUCCAGGAGGAGAGAGACCAGCUAGUUCAGUCAAUGUCUGUUUUCUACAAGGAGAGAGAACAGCUAGUUCAGUCCAAUGUCUGGUUUCCAGGAGGAGAGAGAUGAGCUCUCGCAGUCUCUCUUCAGUCAAGAAGAUGAGAGACCAACCUAACGAGUCACUCCACAAUCUAGAAGAGGAGCGAGACCAGUUGAUGCAAUCCAUGUGGGGUUUAAAGGGACAGAGAGACUAGCUAACACAGACACUCAGCCUUCUGGAGCAGAAGAGAGACAAACUGCCUUCAAACAGAAGACAGAGACCCGGUCAACCCGUUUAAAGAAGAGCGAGAGCAGUUGGUUCAGUUAAUGGUUGUUCUGUGCGAACAAAGAGAGCAUCUCACAACGGAGAGAGAGACCAGUUGCAGAUGGACGUUGCUCCUUUACGGAAUCAGCUACUGUCACAGGGGCGGAGUCACGACCAGCGGGUACUCUGAGAACCACGUUGGCGUGGCAACACACAUAGAGGGUGUGGCUACAGAGAGCGGGGUCACUGCGCCAAAAUACGGACGAUGACGUCGUUCAGAGAAGUCUGGCCACGGUCUACUCCUACAAGACCAUCCGCCUGGGGCAGUCUGCACAGGGAACACUUGGAAGAGGUGACAGUGGAACAGAGUGAACUGAUGGAGGAGAUCAAGUCGUUGGGGUCAGAACACAGAAGGUCACGAGACGAACUGGAGAAGAACCAAUCGGAGGAUCUCCCUUCCAAGACCAGACACCAGGUUUACUCCAGUCCCCCACCAGGUCAGGGAAACUAUCCAGGUUACCCCAAACCUUGCUGCCCUCAACCGACCCAAGCAUACCCCCAUAACAGCUACCCCUUCUACUACUACUACUACUGCCCCCGCUCGGACUGUUAAAGCACGAAGUACCACUACCUCGUUGAAAACUGCCCCUCCAACAAUUACCCUUAAAACUACAGCCCUCACUAAAGCUGCCCCCUCCACCUCUGCUCUGCCACCCACUGAGAGGACGUGACUGCCUGAUGAGGACCAUUGUGUCAAGAAGCUCCUCUCCAACUGCCAACCUGAACAAGCUAAAGCAACCAAACCCAGAGCUAAGCCGGAACCUCCAGCUGAGGUGGGCUCUGUUGAGGUCAUCAGGAUGGUGGGACAGAGCAGCCUCAUGAUUGGCUGGAUGAGCUGGGCUGCAGCAACGGAACCUUUAUGUAUGGAUACUGCCUCUCACCUGGGAUACAGUAGAAUUGGCUCCACCCAACCAGUGAGUUCUACAGACAUGCAUGUGUACUUAAUGUUUUGUACACUCAGUUUACCACCCUGGUGAGAGCAGAGGUCGGACUAGCUGGCCAAUCAGAGGCUAGAAGCAGUGCAUGCACAAGGGUGAGGAUGCAUGCCUAUCACCCGAUUGGCCAGGGCCGCAGCCUGGUGACCUCUCACAUGAGUGGGGAUAAAAGGUGAGAAUGGGUUAGAACGGGUGAGACCAAGCAACAGGUAAUCAAGUUGCAAUGUCUGUGACGUCUAGGAGGAGUAAUUCUGUACAGCAACCCUACCCUGACCCAACCAUUUCAUCUUUCAAUGUUUUACUGCAGAUUUUCAGCCGCACUGUCCAGUUGAAACCUUACUCACCAGAUUCAGAAGCUCAUCCUAAGCUUCUGUAUUAAUAUGUGUGUGUGUGUGUGUUUGUGUUUGCUUGCUUGUGACCUGUGUGUUCUCUCUGUGUAUGCAUAUGUGCAUGAUUGGCGUGCAGCUACAGUCCUCUGGUGGACAGCCCUAACCUCCACCCUAGGAGAGCUGGCCCAGAGAGGGGGAGAUACUGUCACGUUGCUAGGCAACCCCCGCAACGACGGCUUCUGUGAGGCCGAGGUGAAUGGCAGACUAGGUCUGGCUCCUGUUGCCUUCCUAGAGGAAGUUCUUGAUCCAGACAGACAUGUAAGCCCCGAAGCAACAGAUGAUAGACCACUGUGACGGCCAAUCAGAGAGAGCGCAAGAUGAUAGGUCACUGUGACUGCCAAUCAGAGAGAGGACAAGAUGAUGAGCCACUGUGACUGCCAAUCAAAUGAUGCUUCCCUACAGAGAGAUUAUAGUGGCCAACAUUCAUGACGUCAUCAAACGCUGCCUGCCUGUGACAAAAACAUUCAUAAGUGCUCACAGCCUAAAGUCGUUUGAAAUGGAAAGCUACACUAAAGCACUAGCUGAAAUGUGGGUGUGUUUGUGUGUAUGGCCCAGUUUGACAUUGUGCUUCUCCAAACGGAUGCUUUUAACCUACAUCCUGCUCAUUGAGAUCGUGUCAAAUCACCUCUGUUCUUCAAAAUCCCACGCUUUUCUGUGUCUAAUCUCUCGUGGACAGACACACUUAACUGGUAUCCUAGUGUCUGUCAGCAGACUGUGGGAUGCGACGACUAACGAGGAACUUUGUUUCCGGUGCACAGAUUUUUCGUCGCUGAUUAUUUUGGACAAAUCACGAUUUUUCCGCCUUCCUUUUUCGGGAAGAGGAGGGGACAGUUGGACCAUGGACUUGCCUGUAAAUUGCAACUGGAGAGGAGUUAACGGCCUGCGGCCCCUCCGCGUUCUAGUGUUUUUCUAACACAUCUGCCCGCAGAACGUAAUCAAGCAUCUGACACAAUUACACAAGAUUUUAGUUUUGGGUUUCCGAGAUUAUUCUGUAUGUGACAAGUGUCAAAAACGAAGGUGGGCCUGAAUGAUGUGACAACUUGUCUAACAAUCUGUCCGAAAGCCUCUCUAACAUGUUGGUGAUAUCAAGUGAUAAUUUUUUACGUGAUGAUAAAACGAAGUCGUUUUCACAAGGCCAUUUUACUUGAUCUUUAGGCAUCGAGCCAAAUAUGAAAACAAAGCUCCAUCCCAAAGACUUUGAUAUUUCUGUUCCUCGUCGUGACGUUUACAGAAAAUGUUUUUUUUUUUUUUGAUCCAAGUUAAAUCAUGAAGUCAAUUGUCUGAGCUGUUCUUCCACUGUAGAAUCGACUCAAUCUAUGAAGUCAUGCCAUUCAGAUGGAUGGAUGUUUGUGACUGAUAUAUUUUGUAGAGAUGAUUAAAUAACCUGAGGUAUGCAAA
This is a messenger RNA of Oncorhynchus tshawytscha (Chinook salmon), 9808 nucleotides long. Its product is annotated as janus kinase and microtubule-interacting protein 1-like. The transcript is spliced from 30 exons. Lineage: Eukaryota; Metazoa; Chordata; Actinopteri; Salmoniformes; Salmonidae. The record is from RefSeq and is a predicted model, not a curated record. Bases 662 to 3199 code for a protein of 845 amino acids. Gene Ontology annotation, molecular function: kinase binding; microtubule binding; GABA receptor binding.